UGCAAUGGAAUCCAUGCUCACACCACAAUCCAUACUUUUUUCAGAAAUGGUUGGCAGAUUCAUUUCUAUGUUUUUGAAAGACCAGGACUUUGGACACGUCGACCGAGUGUUCAUAAUACGCUGUUGGAAGGACCUUGCUACUAAAUGGAUUGUUGUUGAUUACCAAAGUAAUGUUCACCAUGUUACUUACAACAUGGAUAUUCACACUCCAAUGAUUACCCAAGGCUGGAACCAACUAAGAUCUUUCUAUGGAGAUCAUCAACUCUCUGCAGAGGAUCACCCUGAAUUGUUUUUUGAAAUUGAAAGUGAAAGAACAAGCAGAGAUAUCAAAGUUCUUUAUCCAUUUUUUUUGUAUUAA
Messenger RNA from Vigna unguiculata (cowpea), 358 nucleotides. RefSeq lists its product as uncharacterized. The record is from RefSeq and is a predicted model, not a curated record. NCBI's taxonomy places the organism in Eukaryota, Viridiplantae, Streptophyta, Magnoliopsida, Fabales, Fabaceae.